Messenger RNA from Dibothriocephalus latus, 762 nucleotides. The record is from the annotation of a GenBank genome assembly. Lineage: Eukaryota; Metazoa; Platyhelminthes; Cestoda; Diphyllobothriidea; Diphyllobothriidae.
AUGGCCCGGUGCAUGUGGUUAUGGCCACAGCUCUGGCAUAAGAUUACGAGACCGGCCAGGUUCGGCGAGGCACGCUGGCCCCAUCCGAAUAAACCUAGCCGGAAAACUCUGUCCAUUGAAAUCUCCGAAGGCACUGAGGUCGGCGAGCGGUUCUCUUUACCACCAGCCCUUGAUUUGGACAGUGGUCUGGCUGGCCUAAUCACAUACAUCAUAUGGCCCCCCAUGGAGGAGUUUGAGGUGGAUGGUGGUGCCGGUGACUUGAAAGGUCAGUCUUCCGGUAUGGAUAAAACCCAAUCAUCGGAAGAGCUUUCCCUAAUGCUGACUAAGAAAUUGGAUCGCGAGCUGAAGGAUUUCUAUUCAUUUACGCUGGUUGCAACCGAUUUGGGCGUGAAGUCACUAAAUGGCUCCAUCGGUGUUACUGUGAAGGUCCUCGAUGAAAAUGACAACAGUCCAGUAUUCUCACAGUCCGACUAUGAAGUAACUGUUGCUGAAGGCACAAUUCCCUGCACAAGGAUUUUCCAAGUUCAUGCCACUGACGCAGAUAUUGGACAGAAUGCAGUCAUCGAAUACAAGAUCAGUCCCUUGACUGAACCUAACACAAUGCGUUUGGUGAAAUUGGAUGCCAACAGCGGAUGGCUCAGCACUGAUUGGAAACUGGAUUUUGAGACACAGAAAUUCGUAAGUCUAAUGCCUUCAUGUGAACUGCAUUUCCAACAGCAAGUUUAUGUGCAUAAUUUUCCGAGCAAAAUGUUCUUGAGCUAA